Messenger RNA from Miniopterus natalensis, 4757 nucleotides. It is a transcript of the gene ZXDB, whose product is annotated as zinc finger X-linked duplicated B. The record is from RefSeq and is a predicted model, not a curated record. Lineage: Eukaryota; Metazoa; Chordata; Mammalia; Chiroptera; Miniopteridae. Gene Ontology annotation, molecular function: transcription coregulator activity. Gene Ontology annotation, cellular component: nucleus. Gene Ontology annotation, biological process: regulation of transcription by RNA polymerase II.
GCCGAGGGCCCGGCCGCCGCCGAGAGCCCGCGCGGGCCGCUGGGCCCGGGCUCGGGCAUGGUGCUCUACCUGUGUCCAGAGGCGCAGUGCGGGCAGACCUUCGCCAAGAAGCACCAGCUGAAGGUGCACCUACUGACGCACAGCAGCAGCCAGGGCCAGAGGCCCUUCAAGUGCCCCCUGGGCGGCUGCGGCUGGACGUUCACCACCUCCUACAAGCUCAAGAGACACCUGCAGUCGCACGACAAACUGCGGCCCUUCGGCUGCCCGGCGGAGGGCUGUGGGAAGAGCUUCACCACCGUGUACAACCUCAAGGCGCACAUGAAGGGCCACGAGCAGGAGAACUCGUUCAAGUGCGAGGUGUGCGAGGAGAGCUUCCCCACGCAGGCCAAGCUCAGCGCCCACCAGCGCAGCCACUUCGAGCCCGAGAGGCCCUACCAGUGCGCUUUUUCGGGCUGCAAGAAGACGUUCAUCACGGUGAGUGCCCUCUUUUCCCAUAACCGCGCCCACUUCAGGGAACAGGAGCUCUUCUCCUGCUCCUUCCCUGGCUGCAGCAAGCAGUACGACAAGGCUUGUCGUCUGAAAAUUCACCUGCGGAGCCACACCGGCGAGAGACCUUUCCUGUGUGACUUCGACGGCUGUGGCUGGAACUUCACCAGCAUGUCCAAACUGCUAAGGCACAAAAGGAAGCACGACGACGACCGGAGGUUCAUGUGCCCCGUGGAAGGCUGUGGGAAAUCGUUCACCAGGGCCGAGCACCUGAAAGGCCACAGCAUAACCCACCUGGGCACGAAGCCUUUUGUGUGCCCCGUGGAAGGCUGCUCUGCCAGGUUCUCUGCUCGCAGCAGUCUCUACAUUCACUCCAAGAAACACCUGCAGGACGUGGACACCUGGAAAAGCCGUUGCCCGGUCUCCACGUGUAACAAACUCUUCACAUCCAAGCACAGCAUGAAGACCCACAUGGCCAAAAGGCACAACCUCGGCCAGAAUCUCUUAGCUCAGCUAGAAGCUGCAAAUUCCCUGACGCCCAGCAGCGAACUUACCAGCCAGGGACAGAGUGACCUCAGUGACGCAGAGCUGGUGUCUCUCUUCUCUGAUGUGCCCGGCAGUAAUAGUUCUGCUGCGGUGCUGGACACGGCAUUGGUGAACUCUGGCAUCUUGACCAUUGAUGUCGCUUCUGUGAGCUCAACUCUGGCCGGGAACCUCCCCGCUAGCAGUAGUGGUAAUUCCUUAGGGCAGGCUCUGGACCCUCGGGCCUUGAUGGCCACCACUGACCUUCCUCAAAGUCUGGAUACCUCUCUCUUUUUUGGAACGACAGCCACCGGUUUUCAGCAGAGCCCCUUAGAUAUGGAUGAUGUCUCCAGUUCAGGUGCGGGGCCGUUGGGCUCCCUGGGCUCUUUGGCGAUGAAAAACUCCAGUCAAGAGCCCCAGGCUUUGACCCCCAGCAGUAAGCUAACAGUGGACACAGAUGCUCUGACUCCUUCAAGCACCCUCUGUGAAAACAGUGUCUCGGAACUACUGAUGCCAACCAAAGCGGAAUGGAACGUACACCCGGACUCGGACUUCUUCGGGCAGGAGGAGGAAACCCAGUUUGGCUUCUCCAAUCCAGCAGGAAACCAUGGUUGUCAGAAAGAAACAGAUCUUAUCACAGUGACUGGCAGCUCCUUUUUGGUAUGAACUAACUCCAUUCAUUCCUCGCCACGUGGCUUACUUUUAUUAAUUACACUCAAUGUUAAGGAUAUUCUGCACUAAAUGUGUAACUGGUCAGUUUUUAUAGGUUUGAAACAGAACAGAGCCCCGGGCUGCAAGUUUGGAGAUUUAAAUUCUGAUCUUGAGUCUGGAACUGACAAGUUGUGUGACCCUGAGCAAGUCACUUAACUUAUCUGAGCCUUAAUGUCCUUAUUUAUAAAAUGAGGUGGUUUCAAUAGAUUGUUUAUAAGGUCCUUUAAGCUCUGUGAUUCUUUGAUAAUAUGCUUCUUUUCUUUAAAAAAAUGACAUUUUUCAGUAAUGGUGUUGCAUGUGCUUUUUUAGAAACAUGUAUAAAAUACAUAAUUAUAUAAUGUGCAUCUAUGUUUGGCAUCCGUCUUCAACAAUUAUUAAUUCAUGAGCAAUCUUGUUUAUCUUAUUUACAUGUUAACCCUCUUCCAGUAUUAUUUUGGAAUAAAUACCAGAUAUCACAUCAUUUUAUGGUUGAUUUCAACCAUAAAUACUUAAUAUAUUGUUCUAUAAGUUAUGGGCUCUUUUAGAAAAAAAAGUACAAUUCCAUUAUCAUACUUAAAGUUAACAAUAAUUUCUUAAUACUAAUAAGUGUUCAGUCAGGGUUCCAAUAUCCAGUUGUCUCAUAAAUGCUAGUUGUUUUAAUAUUUUUAAUAAUUAGGAUACCAAUAAUCUCUUAAGUGUCUUUUUUAUUCUUUUUUUUUACAUUAAAUUUUUUUUGACUUUUUAUUUUUCAAUACAUUUGACAUACAACAUAUUUCAGGUGUACAACAUAGUUAUCAGACAUUUAUAUAAGUUACAAAGUGCUCACCCCCCAUAAGAAGUGUCUUUAAUCUCUACAUUUCCCCUUUGCCUACUUUCCUUGCAAUUUUAUUAGUUUAAAAAAUGAGGAGGUUUCACAUGUAGCAUUUGCUACAGUCUUAAGUUUUGUUGAUUACAUCCCUGUGGUGUUAAGUUCCUCUACCCUCUGUUUUCUUAACUUUUUCGUUGGAUCUAGAGACUUGAUCAGAUUGGAAAUACGACUUUUUGUGUAAGAAUAUUUUAUUGGUUGUGUUAUGCUCUUUUAUCCAGGUGCUCAUACUGUCUCGUGUUGUAUCCGCAGCUAGUGCUGUUCAUUGCAUUAAUUCAUGAUUACGUAUGCUUCUGAUACCGUGAAUUAUUCUUGUAGAUUUACUAUUAGUGGAGGAAGAUAUGCUGUUUAAGGCAUUGUAAAGGAUUAAUAGAAAUUUUAUUCAAUGCCAAAAUAUUUUGUUAAAUAAUGAUAGAACUAACAAGAAAAAAAUAUUACAAAAAAUAUGUUGGCUGUUCUUGCCGUUAUCUUUCUUACUUCUUUUGAUAUGGGAGGCUUCCUUGUAGAAAUGGCCAGCAAGGACUUUGACAUGAAAUCGACCCAGGGUCAAAUUUGUGAUGGAUAAGUGACCUUGAAUAAAUCAGUGUCACAAAGCCUCAGUUUCCUAGCUGUCAAAUGGUCAUAGCAAUGCACCCAUAGCCAACAUACCUUAAACUUUUCCAGUUUUUAAUAUGUAAGGAAAAAUUUGUGCUUUGGCAUAUUUUGAUGAACUUAUAUAAUCUUUUUACCCUAUUAUUCUUUCCUGCUUUAAGGAGAACAUUGGAAUAAUUUAGUCCUAUUUAUGUUCAGACAGUAAGGUUUGUGAGGGUUAAGGCAAAUCAGGACAGGGAAUCUCUUUUCCCCUCCACUGAAUAAUUUCCUCCCUAGGAAUUUCUGUGGGAAGACGCUCGGAGACAUUCCUCACAGGUAUUUCUCUAUCCCUCUCCAUUAGAUCAAUUUGACACCACCUUUGCUCUGCUUCCCAAGUUAGACUUCACUGUGACUGUGGGUCCUGCUGUUGUGUGAAUCACUGAUAAUGGAGCAGAUAAGGUUUCCUCCUCUCUGUGGUCUGGUCUGGAGAGCUCAUUGUUUGCACUUUCCCAGAGUUGGAAGGAAAGAUUGAAUCUGCAUAUUGUGUAAACUGCCGCCUUAUAUGAGUGUAGCAUUUUGAAUUUUGUGGAACAUCUUCACAGCUGGUGAAGAUGAAGAAAUCUUAUUUGUUGUUCAGAAUGACUCUGUGUGGUAGUUUUGGCAAAGUCUGUGCUUUGGCUCAUGUGACAAUUUAGCCAACUCACUUUUGAAAUGGGCUUUGGCUAGUGACUGACUGUUCUAUAUAUAGCUUAAAAAAAAAAGAAAAUUCUUUUCGCCUCUCCCUUCCCACCUAUCCAACUUUCAUGAUUCGUUCCUGUGUCAAAUAGUUGCUGUUUUCCACUUUAAUUGGCUUAUUACUUUCUGCUUUCUUCCCACUUCACUCCUUUGCACGUGCAUUCCAAUUCUUGCCAUGCCUUCCUUUUUUAUUUGUUAAUAGUUAGAUCUCUUCCUGCCACUACCCCGCAGACAUUUGCCUCAUGGCCCAUUUUCUACCAGUGAUAACAUUUGCUGAGUGUACGUACGCUGCAGUUCUGUGUGUACAGUAAGAAGUUAUUUUCUGAUCUUAGAUAAUAAUGUGUGUGUAUGUGAUGUGACUCAGAUAAUAGGAGAUUAUUUUCUAUACUGUUCAGAUGAGAAGUAGAUUUGUUUCAUUAUUUCCAGUUUUUAAAAGUUCUGCAAAGGAGUUCUGCUAAUUAGUACUUAUUUGCUCUAGUGUAUUUGUCCAAUAGUGUUUGCAUGUGAAUGUCUAUGGAUGACAGUUAUUGUAGCACUUUGGCAGUGUACUAAAAAUUUUCCACUUUGAAAUGUUUCUGUACUAUGUGUGUAGGGGUAGACACACAUAUAUUUUUACAGUGGUUGUAUUCAUUUAUUGAAAAACAAAAAUUAGUCAUACUUUUGUAAAUCAAAGAAAUGCUCAGAAUUUCAUUGUGUCUACUCAUUCAAUGGUUUUCUCUCUUUGCUUUGGAAAUAUUUAUAUUCAUAAAGUGCAUUUCAAAAAUAUUGUCAAUCGUUAAAGCCUCUUAAAUAGACCACUAUUUUUCAUGUCUGACAGAUAUGUGUGUUAAGUAUUGAAAUGAACACACAAGUAGCAAACAUCAAAUAAAUUAUUUAAACAUGAAGAGAA